AGAGGUGUUGUUACCACCUGAUGGUACAAACUGCCUCUGGGUACAUUUGAAUGGUUCAGUUAACCUUGUAUGCAAAAUUGAUUGUCCUCGUGUAUUGGACGUUAUUCAAACUUUUUACCAACGACUGGCAGUUCCGUGUUUGCUUUGUAGUCGCUCGUGUAGAACUGCGCCCCUUGUAAUUCUCGCUUUCGUUUAGCCAAUCAUAUUACUCGAUCAGCCCACACCUAUAACACUCCCCCAUAUUGAUCAGAAUUCGACAAAACGACAAGAGCAAGCCGGGACGUGAAAUAUACUGCAUAAUCGAAGCUGAAUCGGUAACGAAUUGUUUUCGAAGUUAAGUCUUCCAGGCAUGUUUCUACGAUAUGUUGCCAGGGGAUUUUCUGCCCAGAGAGGCUUAUCUCUGCUGCUUGGGCGAGUGGCUGUCCGAUGUGCGUCAGGAAUUUAUCCCAAUCCCACGGCUUCUGUAGAAAAUGGCGAGAUGUCGGAUGGAAACAUGAAGUUCAAAUGUGUUGAUGACUUUAUGAACCAUGUUGUUAAGAGAAACCCUGGGGAGCACGAAUUUCAUCAAGCCGUACAUGAAGUGAUAGGCUCUCUUUGGGAUUAUCUUCACCUACACCCAGUUUAUCUUGACAGUAACAUAUUGGAGCGAAUUGUGGAGCCAGAAAGGGUCGUUAUCUUUCGGGUCCCCUGGAGAGAUGACAGCGGAGAGGUCCACGUCAACAGGGGCUUUCGUGUAGAGUUCAAUUCAGCCAUUGGCCCCUUCAAAGGUGGCCUGCGUUUUCAUCCCAGUGUCAACUUGGGAAUUCUUAAGUUUCUUGGCUUUGAGCAAGUGUUCAAGAAUAGCCUUACAACCUUACCCCUGGGAGGUGGAAAAGGGGGAUCUGAUUUUGACCCCAAGGGUAAAACCGACAAUGAAGUGAUGAGUUUCUGCCAGUCUUUCAUGUCGGAGCUCCAGAGGCACAUCGGCCCAAAUACUGAUGUCCCGGCUGGAGACAUUGGCGUGGGAGCAAGAGAAAUCGGUUACCUGUUUGGCCAGUACAAGAAAAUACGCAACGAGUUCACCGGGGUUUUGACGGGAAAGUCUUUCAGCUUCGGUGGAAGUCUGCUCCGACCUGAAGCUACCGGCUACGGUCUUGUGUACUUCACCGCGGAGAUGCUUAACACACGGGGCGAGACCUUCAGAGGAAAAAUUGUCACAGUGUCAGGAUCAGGCAACGUGGCACAGUUUGCCUCAGAGAAAGUGGUGCAGUUGGGUGGUAAGGUUGUUACCCUGUCGGACUCUGAAGGCACCAUGUACGACCACGGUGGUUUAAACCAGGAAAAGAUAGAGUACGUUAAAUGGCUCAAAAAUGUCAAACGCGGUAGAAUUAGCGAGUACGUGGAGCAGUACCCUGACGCAGAAUUCUUCGAAGGAAAACGACCGUGGUUCGUGAAGUGCGACGUAGCUUUACCUUGUGCGACGCAGAACGAAAUUAGCAAAGAAGAUGCGGAGAUGCUGAUCAACAAUGGCUGUCAUGCUGUAGCGGAAGGCGCUAACAUGCCAUCCGAACCUGAAGCGAUUGAUGAAUUCCACAAAAACAAAAUCCUCUUCGGACCAGGAAAAGCGUCCAAUGCUGGAGGCGUGGCUGUAUCGGGGCUUGAGAUGUCUCAGAACAGUCUGCGCAGCGCCUGGACGCGAAAGGACGUGGAUGAGCGCCUCCAUGACAUCAUGGAAAGUAUACACAAAACUUGUGUCCAGUACGGCACGUCCAAAGAUGGAAGCUACAUCGAUUACGUCAAGGGAGCAAAUAUCGGAGGCUUCAUCAAGGUUGCUCAAUCAAUGCUUGAACAAGGAAUUGUUUAGUGAAUUAUUUUAAAGUAUUGACUCGCUUAGAUUUAAGUGUGAGAAUUUCUUCUUACAGUAGAACUAAGAAUUUCUUCUAUAAUAUCAGGUAUUGCACAUGACAUGUCGAACCCGCUUAUUAUACUCGAAAUUUCGGAUUUCUGGAAUUAAUGUUCCAGUUCGCUUAAAGCAACACAAGUCAUAAACUUUGCUUUGGUUACAAAACCAAUUCUUUUUCGCGGCGCUGGUUUAAAAUAACUGAUAUUAGUUAGGCUGACGUUUUACUUCGUUUUUAUUGUUGGUUUCCUCUCAGUUUCAGCGUUUUUUAAAAGACAUAUUGAGUUAAUACGUUAUAGAGGAUUUUGCUAGUACAGUGGGAACACGGAAAAGAAUAUGUCAUAAUAUGAAAUGAUUCAGGAGGAGGAUAAAGACACGAGGUACAGCUGUGAUGGUUCCUCUUGGAUUCGAAUUGUAUCCUCAGUUUGGAAUGUUUCCAGCACAAAAAUGUUUUUGGUUAUAUUCACUUUGUGUUUGCUAAGUUACAAUGAGUUAAAUAAGUUUCAGGAAUAGUUUUAGCUUUGAUAUAAAAAAACCAUAGCAAGACCCUUGUAAAAACCCCAUACAAAGGCAACCGCAAUUGGCAAUGAUGAUUGGAAUUUAGUAUGUAUGGGGAGGGGAGUGGGG
Messenger RNA from Pocillopora verrucosa, 2506 nucleotides. RefSeq names its product glutamate dehydrogenase. Gene Ontology annotation, cellular component: cytosol. Gene Ontology annotation, molecular function: L-glutamate dehydrogenase (NADP+) activity. The record is from RefSeq and is a predicted model, not a curated record. NCBI's taxonomy places the organism in Eukaryota, Metazoa, Cnidaria, Anthozoa, Scleractinia, Pocilloporidae.